Messenger RNA from Sardina pilchardus (European sardine), 1389 nucleotides. It is a transcript of the gene dusp22b, whose product is annotated as dual specificity phosphatase 22b. Gene Ontology annotation, molecular function: protein tyrosine phosphatase activity; protein tyrosine/serine/threonine phosphatase activity. Lineage: Eukaryota; Metazoa; Chordata; Actinopteri; Clupeiformes; Clupeidae. The record is from RefSeq and is a predicted model, not a curated record. Gene Ontology annotation, biological process: protein dephosphorylation; signal transduction. Gene Ontology annotation, cellular component: cytosol. The transcript has 7 exons. The coding region runs from base 48 to 629 and encodes 193 amino acids.
GCUCGAGCCACCGAGACCAACAAAUUGACUAAACUAGGCUACAGUGCAUGACAGUUUUGAAGGACAUCUCAAUCAGGAUGGGAAAUGGAAUCAAUAAGAUUCUACCUGACCUCUAUUUGGGUAACUUCAAAGAUGCAAGGGACAGAGAACAACUAGCAAAACACAACAUCACACAUAUUCUGUCUAUCCAUGAUACAGCUGCUCCUAUUCUUCAGGAGAUGACCUAUCUGUGCAUUCCGGCAGCAGACCUGCCCACUCAAAACCUCACACAGCACUUCAAAGAGAGCAUCGUCUUCAUGCAUGAAUGUCGUCUGAAGGGCGAGGGCUGCCUUGUUCACUGUCUGGCCGGAGUGUCCCGGAGCGUGACGCUGGUGGUGGCCUACAUCAUGACGGUGACGGGGCUGGGCUGGCAGGAGGCUCUGGCCGCGGUGCGGGCGGCACGGCCCUGUGCUGGGCCCAACCAGGGCUUCCAGCGCCAGCUGCAGGCGUUCGAUCAGAACGAGGCCCAGCAGUACAGGGACUGGCUGAGGCGGGAGUACAAGGAGAACCCGUUUGAGGACGAGGAGCACCUGCGCGGCCUGCUGCUCCAGGUCCCAAAGCCCGCCGCCGUCACACCUCAGGACACCUGAACAGAACUGCACAGCGCCUGCGUCCUUUUACCGACGGACACGUGCACGAGGGGGGGGGGGGGCCCGUCGGAGAACUCCCCCCGAGAACCGUGCUCUGACAUUCGUACCUACGUUUGACUGUGGGUUUUCAUCCUCGCAAGACGAGUCGACCAUCACACAUUAUUCCAAAGGAAGGGCUUUGGGGCGUGAGAGGGUUAUGUGUUCAUGAUCUGUUUUUGGGGCACAGCACUGUUACACAAUCCUGUUAUGAUCUUUACUGCCAACGUUUGCGCUAUGACGAAGUGCUAUACCACUUUUUAUUAACUUCUGUCUUUUUUUAAUGUCGUCAUAUGAUGAUCACUGCCCUGUAUUUAUUUGUGUUCUGCACUCUAAAAACUCCAUUGUCAGCAUCUAUACGUUGACAAGUGAAUUUAGUGAAUGUGUGUAUUCUGCUUUGUCCAAAUGUUCAGGAGAGACUAAAACCCUGUCAUUGUGGAGUUUUUUUUUUUUUUUUAAGUAAUUACCUAAUUUUACAGAUGCUGCCAUUUUUACUGUCAUACUGUAGGUGUGGGGUGUGAGGAAGUGUGUGGAGAGCUGCAUUCACAGCCAAGUCAGAGCACAGCACAUACACAAAUACUUGACUGGCAGGUCAACAACUGCCACUAUUUAUUUUCGUUAUUGUCACAAUUGUACAUGUUGUAAAGCUAAGGAAUUGUGGUCUGAACCAGUGAUCUUUGUAUUGACAGCAAUGUCAUUAAAGAGAUUCAAUCAGAGCACUGAA